Messenger RNA from Macadamia integrifolia, 1281 nucleotides. RefSeq names its product cinnamoyl-CoA reductase 1-like. Lineage: Eukaryota; Viridiplantae; Streptophyta; Magnoliopsida; Proteales; Proteaceae. The transcript has 4 exons. The coding region runs from base 97 to 1107 and encodes 336 amino acids. Gene Ontology annotation, molecular function: oxidoreductase activity, acting on the CH-OH group of donors, NAD or NADP as acceptor. The record is from RefSeq and is a predicted model, not a curated record.
UCUGUAUGCCUCUACUCCUUUAGUCAAGCGUCGUACUCCUCACAUUUCCUUCAGUCUCCUCCUUCGCCUGGAAAACAAACAGGAAAAAACAUCAAGAUGCCGGUUGACGGUUCUUCAGGUUACGGUCAGACCGUAUGCGUCACAGGUGCCGGAGGUUACAUCGCUUCAUGGCUCGUUAAGUUUCUACUAGAAAAAGGUUAUACUGUUAAAGGAACCGUAAGGAACCCAGAUGAUCCCAAGAAUUCUCAUUUGAAGGAACUGGAAGGUGCCAAAGAGAGAUUGAUCCUCUGCAAAGCUGAUCUCCUCGAUUACGAAAGCCUUCGCAACGCCAUCGAGGGGUGUCAGGGAGUCUUCCACACUGCCUCUCCUGUCACGGAUGACCCAGAGCAAAUGGUGGAACCCGCAGUGACGGGGACCAAGUAUAUUGUAAACGCGGCGGCGGAUGCUGGAGUACGAAGAGUGGUGAUGACGUCAUCAAUCGGGGCGGUUCACAUGGAUCCGAACCGGGCUCCGGAGAAGGUGGUGGAUGAGUCUUGUUGGAGCGAUCUGGACUUCUGCAAGAAUACCAAGAAUUGGUAUUGUUACGGUAAGGCUGUGGCAGAGCAGGCGGCCUGGGAGACGGCCAAGGAGAGAGGGGUCGACCUGGUUGUGGUUAUACCGGUUCUGGUUCUUGGACCGCUUCUCCAACCAAGCAUUAACGCCAGCGUUGUCCAUGUGCUCAAGUAUUUGGCCGGUUCGGCCAAGACCUAUGUUAACUCGGUCCAGGCUUACGUAGACGUUAGGGACGUGGCACUGGCCCACAUCCUUGUCUUAGAGGCGGCGACGGCCUCUGGACGGUAUCUCUGCGCCGAGAGUGUGCUUCACCGGGGAGACGUCGUCGAGAUUCUAGCCAAGUUGUUCCCGGAGUACCCCGUACCUACCAAGUGCUCGGAUGAAGUAAACCCAAGGAGGCAGCCAUACAAGUUCUCGAACCAGAAGCUCAAGGACGUUGGGCUGGAGUUCAUACCAGUGAAGCAGACUAUGUAUGAAACCGUCAAGAGCUUGCAGGAGAAGGGUCAUCUCCCCAUCCCUACCCAGGCAAAUGAUCCCAUUCACCUUCAAUCCUGAAGAUCUGCUGCCUUGGCCCUACCUAUUUUUGGGGUUUACAUAUAUGAGGAAAUUAAAGCUUUCUUCUUUUUGAUUGAUUCGGAACCUUCCCUCAUGUUAUUGUGCAUUGAAGACUUUCUACUAAAAUGGAAUAUAUAUAUUGAAAUACAAAGCAAAACUAUUGUCUUUUUGAAA